UUUCCGCGUUCGUGUACAAGAUCUUUUUCGCGAACGAGCCCACGCCCGCGCCCGCCCGUAUCGCAUUCACUAUGUCCACGGCCUAAUUUGAUAGAGAUAGAGUUUGGGAGUCAAAUUAUGGCCCCUAAUUGAAAGUCGCCACCAGACGUCGACACCGUACCACUGUCAUCGCGAACCUAAACCGAAUAUCAAAUUUAAAUCAGUCAAUUUUGUUGGAAGGUACUUGUUUUGUUUUACUUUCUUCGUGCAAAUAUCGUUGAAUAAUACCACAUUUGGCUGAAAGUGGUACAAUAAAACCUAGUGAAAACAUGCAGAAGAAAUCCCGCCGGGAUUGUUUCAUCCCGGGCUGCACUUCGCAGAUAGGACAAGUUACUUUUAUGAGCGCUUACAGUUCCGAAAACCUUCAGCGUUGGUGGAGCGCAUCUAUCUGGGUGCAGAAUCGAAAAAUCAAAACAAUCGCAAAAGAUAUGCGAGUCUGUGAAAAACAUUUCGAGGAAAAGUACAUUGACAGGACCUAUAAAUUGCCCCGUCUUCUUCCCGAUGCCUGGCCGACAAAGAAUAUAGAGCAACCGAAACCGGAAAAGAUGUAUUGCCGAUUGUGUGGCAAGAGCGGAAGGUGGCCUAUGGAGAAUCACCUGGAUCAUUUCAAGAAUGAGGAAGAGUUUUUACGAUUAUGUUUGGGCAAAUAUUUUUCGAGAUUAGAUCUUCCCCAGGGAUUUUGCAAUGCUUGUAAAGAAUCGAUAGGCUCAUGUAUGGCGUUUCUGAGAAAAUGCGAAUUGACACAACACAAGCUGGAUGCAUUAUUUCGACGUAGCGAGGAGUUCAAGACAGAACCGGAAUGCAAAUCGUUGGUGGUAGAGGAGCUCAAACGAAAGGAACAGGAACUGGAGGAACCCAAGCAAGAGAAACAAGAACAAGACGAGCAGGAUAAGUCGGAACCCGCCCAACAUCUAAUAAUAGAAGAAAUACUAGAAGAGUCAGUGGUGACGGACAUAAAGGUGGAACCAUAUAUGUUUUCUGGUAUUGAGCAUAAUAGUGAUGACGAUUACAUUGUCGCAGCGGAUGAUCCAGCAGAAGAUAUGAUUGUGGAUUCUAAAUCACCAAAGUAUUCGAAGGAGCAAUGUGAGAGUGAUAAUGAAAGCGAUUCGGAUUAUACACCCACUCCAAAAAAGAGUCCUCACAAAAAAAGUCGCAAAGCUGGUAAAUCUAUUAAAGGCCUCGAAGAAACGAACACACUCAAUGUUGUGGAUGAAUUUUCUGGAUCUCCAGAAGGAACAAAACUGGCGGCAGCUAAGCCAAAAGUCAAAAAGGCACAGUCAGGACCGGUAGAAAGCAGUCGAGUUUGUCCGAAUUGUGGGAAAACUUUUGUGCGCCUUACCAACUUUACUGCGCAUUUGAAACUUCACAGCGAUAAGAAAGACUUUGUGUGUAACAUUUGCGGGAAAGGAUUCCACGUUCGGCGGGAGCUUCGGAUGCACAUUGAGUCACUGCAUGAAAAGAAAACUUUCGUUUGUAACGUAUGUGGGAUUGAGUGUGCCUGGCAGAAAGGACUACAGAGACAUAUGAGGAUGAAGCAUGGCGAUGGGAGUUCGUAUAAACACAAGUGUACGUUCUGUGACAAAGCAUUCCUGGCGCCAAAUCAGCUACGGAGACACGUUAUGAAGCACACAGGCGAUAGAAUAACAUGCGAUAUUUGUGGAGCUGGUUAUAGGUUCAACUAUAUGUUGACGCAACACAAAAUACGCGAACACGGCAUGGUGUUCAAGGGCGUUAAAUUGUACAAGAAUAGCAACCGAUCUCGGAAGAAAGACGUGUCGAAAGGGGUAAGUGCCGCGGCUGCAUCCACAGAAGAGCCGGAUAAUCUUGCAUCGCUAUUGUUGGAGUUCAAUCAAGAAUCCAAUUUGUCGUCCGAAUCAUAGCCACAACACAUUUAACAGCAAGAGCAACAGAUUGAAUUGCAUGCGACUAUAACACAUCUGAAAAGAAAUUACCCAACACGGGAAGUAUUGUCGAUUCUGUUUGUAUCACCCCCGGUAUGGGUCGAGCAUUGUUUCAAAAAAAAAAUGAAUAAAACACAGUAUAAGCAUCUUUGUCAAAUGAAUGGAAGUUGAGAAAAUGUCCUAAAAGCGUUACGUUACGUUGUACAACAUUUGUGCAACAAAUGAAUGUACCAGAAUACAAGGAAUAUAAAUUCGAAUAAGUCUUCAGAACUGAUCCCCAUGUUUCAAAGAGUUUAAUAGA
Molecule: messenger RNA, 2241 nt
Organism: Toxorhynchites rutilus septentrionalis
Lineage: Eukaryota; Metazoa; Arthropoda; Insecta; Diptera; Culicidae
Product: zinc finger protein 615-like
Exons: 2
Coding region: 309-1919 (536 amino acids)
Biological process (GO): regulation of transcription by RNA polymerase II
Cellular component (GO): nucleus
Molecular function (GO): zinc ion binding; DNA-binding transcription factor activity; RNA polymerase II cis-regulatory region sequence-specific DNA binding
Source: RefSeq, a predicted model, not a curated record